Molecule: messenger RNA, 3484 nt
Organism: Aedes albopictus (Asian tiger mosquito)
Lineage: Eukaryota; Metazoa; Arthropoda; Insecta; Diptera; Culicidae
Exons: 4
Coding region: 1855-2820 (321 amino acids)
Source: RefSeq, a predicted model, not a curated record
UUCAAUAACUAUAAAGAGCCCUGUGAUGGAAAAUUUGAAAACAGGUCUGAUUCUUUAGGCGACAAGCUCGCGCGUAUCUUUGAUUGCGGGUAAAAGUAGUCGCCAAAGUAGAUUUUAUUUUGAUUCUUAUAAUACAUGAAGCUGAUUAAAAUUUGGGGAUUUAUGUGGUUAAGGUCUAACAUACCGAAAAUUUUCAGUUUUUCGCAAAAAAAAACAAAACGGGUAAUUCGUACAACUUUAAUCGCAUGGCCUUUCUGUUCAGUAAGAGUGGAAAACUCUUACUCAAAAAGAUUCCAAACAACUGUGAUUGAAACAAUAUGAGUUGAGCUCAAAAACUUCAAACACUGUUAUUCAAUUGAAAAUUCGUUGGCUGUAAAAAAUAGAAGACAACAUUAUUUCUUGAAAGUUGAAAGUAGUUACUGUACAUGAGCAGUUUCUAAAGAUAACUUCAAAAUUUGUGUGUUUCUAUUUUGUAGGUACCAAGCUACUAAUGCUGAUGCAUAUUCGAAGGUUCAACUACCACAUGAAAAACGUAUUCACGGUCGGCGAAUCGUUGACUACGAAUAUUUCAUCAAAUGGAUAACAUUAGCCCAAGCCACACACUCUCAAACAUGUUUAGGAGUAUUGAACCCGUUUCAUGAAGACAUCAGAUCGAUGGUGUCUUCCAUUUACCUGAAAUGUAAUGUUUGUGGUGAAAUGGUUAAGGGAUCAUCAGAACAGCCUUCACCGGUGCACCGUCUACGACGCAAUAUUGCAUGGGCGAUUUUGUGCAGUGGGGCCACAUAUACUCAAGCAAACGAAUUGUUCUCAUAUUUGAAUAUACCAUUUCUUGCCCGAAACUCAUUCAUGAAAGAUGAAAUAGCUUUAGACGAUGUUCUUGAAGACGCACUAGAAGAUUCGUUGAACCAAGCUGUUGAAGAAGAGAAGGCUUCUGUGUUAGAAGAAAUGAUUCAAAAAGGAAUGGUACCCCCUACCGCGGAGUAUAUAAACUCUUGUGCGGCCUUGGAUGGAUCGUGGGGCCAGAGAAGCAACGGCCAUCGGUAUAAUUCAGCGUCGGGCUGUGCAGCUAUAAUCGCAACAAGAACCAAAAAAGUUUGCUUCGUCGGCUGUAAAAAUAAGCGAUGCGUUGCUUGCACAAUGAAUAUAACAAGAACGAAAAAUAAUCAACCAAUACGUCGGCACAAAUGCUACAAAAAUUAUAAAGGUGCAUCAGGAGGUAUGGAACCCGCCAUAAUUAUAGAGGGUUUUGAGGUUCUCAGGAAGAAAGGAUUAAAAUUCACAACGGUAGUGACUGAUGGAGAUUCAACGACAGUCGCACGCCUCAAAAACAGUUGCCAGUACGGACCGGAAAUACGUCACCAAUUGUGCUGCAACCAUGUUAUGAAGAACAUGGGGAAAAAGCUACGUGAGAUCAAAUGUCCAAAGCAGUAUGCAGCUGUCGUGAAUAAAUGCAUCGAUAGGACUACAAAAGGCAUACGAGCAGCCAUUAAGCAUUGCGCUGAAAGCACCUCAGAGUUGGAUAUAGAAGGAUUGAGGUAUGAUAUCCGAAACGCUCCUUUCCAUGCCUUUGGGAGACACUCUGCCUGCCGCGACUAUUUUUGCACGAUCAAAGAAGAAGAGGAUGGUGAUAAUUUGAUACCGGAAUUGGAGAAAGCUGGAGUUUGGAAUAAAAUUUUGAUUGUCGUUGAAAAGAUUGCCGCAAAAGCUGAGUUUAUUUGUGAAAAUAAAACCAGUAAUUUGUAUGUAAUGAAUUUAACAAAUUAAACUUAAGCUCAUAGGUAUUAUUUUGUCAACAGGGUUGAAAAUUUAUACUGUCGUUUAAGUAAAUACAAUGUAGGUAAACGAGUGGAUACCAUGAGUCGUGGAUCCUACCAGCGUCGAGUAUAUAUAACAAUCCUACAACACAAUGAUGGUUAUCUGUGGCAAGAUAAAUAUAUGCGUACUUUCACUGGCGAUGACCCUGGAUUUUUCAUGCGGAAGAUGAUUGAAGCUAAAAAGGGAUGCUCUCGUCGAACGAAAAUUGCUCGAAGUAAACCUACAUACUGUCGUCGAAAGGUCGUGCAAUGUCCUGAAGAAGAACUCGAUUAUGGAGAAGAGGCUGUUGCUGCCGUAGAAGAUCUUCCAAACGAGCUGUUCGACCUUAGUACGUUAAUAUCGAAAUAUGAGCUGUCGGAUACAACCAGGGAACAAUUGGCUACCACUAUUCCAAUAACGGUAAUGAAAGAAAUAGCUAUGGGUCGGAUCCUCACUAAAUUCGUCCCCGAGCUUAUAAACUGCAGAGAAUCGAAUAAGUGGAAAAAAUGUGACAUGAUCCUUCAAGCUACGAACACUUGGAACUACCUCAAAAGUAAUCGAGCUAUAGUUGGGCUAGUUCUACGUUGCUUAACCGAGCAACUUGGAUCUAAAACAGGAGAGUGUCAAAUGUUCGUUGACACGUGUCACACAUAUUUGUGUAGCGUUGUGGACGCAAUUUCUGAAGACGGCACUACAGCUCUUCUAAUAAAGAAAAGCGAGUCUAAAGAAUCUGUAUCCACCACUAUCAGGAAGCCUUCAAAUAAGUUUGGGUGUCGAAUGAAGGAUGGAAACCUAACUAUCUGCAAAAGCUUGCAAAUUGAAGUGCAAUCUCUGUUACAUACGUGUAAAAUCUCGAAAUGCCUGAUUUGUUUUGUCAAUUCAAGUAACCAUACGGACAACGUUCAAACGAUGGUCGAAUAUGAUGAUGAUUAUUUCCAGAAGCAUGUUUCAAAGAAGCUGUCAGACUUCUUCGAGCAGUUUUUGAGCAAAAAAGUAUUUGACAAUUCUGUUUCGAUAAAACGCUAGUGAAAAGUACGUAAACACAACGCAUUGAAGGUGAGUAAAUUCAUGUUAUUUAAAUAAUGAAAAAAAGCAAGUCUUUAUAUUAUGUUCCACUUUUCAUUGUUUUAAUUAAUGUAAUCCUUUCCCAAUUGAUAUAUUUAAUAAACAAGUUAAGCCAAUACUGUAUGUAUAUGUUUUUGUUCAAAAAGCGUGUUUUACAGAUGGUCGCAUGUUGUGAAUUGUAUGUUGAGACUACUGAGGAUCGUAUUUUAUCUAUCUAACAUAUGCAAUUAAUUAGUAGCCGUUUAUUACCUCGUUUAUUAUUUGCGAGAGGGGGCUGGUCGACCAAAGCUUGUACUGCAUACAAAUUUAAUCCUAACAAGAUCAAUAUGAUGAGACUUGACCGAAUAUUAGUUAACGUUAUCCACUUUUUAUGAUUUUUAAAAGUAAUUAUCGCCUUUUUCGCCUCACAUCGACACAUCGAUAUUACAACGAAUUAAAAUCAAAUAUUUUCAUAUCACACGAUUUAUCACUCUUAGGUGGAUCGAUCUUUGGUAAUAAUAACAAACCCAUUUGACAGACAGUUUGUUUGCAACUGUUUAUAAUGCAAUCGAUUACACGCACACACACAAUACUGCCAUUACACAAAUACAAAUGCAAAUGAUCUGAUGGACUCAGUGAAGUUUCA